AUGACCGGGUCUGAGAAUGGACCGGUGAGCGGCGGAAUUUCUCCCAAGGAGAACAAGCGUUGGUUACCGGACUCAUUACGACCCCCUUUUAUUUUCUCCGUGGCUGCCUUCUUUUUACUGUUGGCUUUGUCAAUCGAAUUUCUCCGACAGUACUCCAAUCGUCACCACGGAGUCAUCCAUCUCAAGUCAUACGAGCAGCUAGGGAGUCACACUUCAGGGGUGUACACGUAUAUACCUACUGCCUUUGCUGUUCUAGCCGUGACACUAUGGAACAUCUUGACUCUUGAUGUUCUUCGGCUCGAGCCAUGGUUUCAGCUAGCCCAGCCUGGAGGGGCCCCUGGGACUGUUUUGUUUACCAAUUAUUGCUUCUACUAUGGAGUUCUGACUCCCGUAAUGGCGGCACGUAACCGCCAUUGGAUCGUUUUUUGUGUGUCAUCGAUUGGUCUGAUUCUGAGAGUUAUGUUGCCGUCCCUGAUGUCUGGACUCGUCAAUCUUGAUGAGCCGGCCAUAGUCUCCACGAGACAUGUCGAUAUAUGGCCUAGUUUGGUGGACCUGGAAACACAGAGCGCCUGGCUAGCCAACGCGGCGUCCUAUUCCAAAACCGGGACAAACACCCUGCUUGAUACCUUUUUCUUCUACCAAAUUUCUAAUUACUCACUGCCACCCAUCUCGAGGCCGGUGUACGAGGGCUCUUCAGCCUCAACGUGGGCACUUACGCAAGACAUAUACUGGGCUGAAUUGAGCUGCGUGGAGGCUCAGUCAACUGACAUCAGUCACAUUAUGUGGGUUGACCCUAUCUCAACCGACAAGACUCUGAAAUGGAAUGUUCGCAAAGAUAAAUUCCCAAAUUCUUCCGAUUCAAAUGCAGACUCGAACUGUCAGAUCGAAGUCACCUUGAACAGUACUUAUCCGACUGCUGGAAAUGGGUUGGCCCAAGUACGACACUGGGAGCCUCUAAAUCCCGAUGACAAUGCGGAAGCCACAUCCACAUUGAACAGUACUGGCUGCAAUUCGUUUUCGUUGAUUGGGCUCAUCAUUGAAUUUGACCCCACAUCCAGAAUCUUGGCCUCCAACGCUACAAUCUUCGGGUGCACCACCUCAUAUUUACGUGCGAAGGCGGCUAUAACGCUACCUACAAAUAGCUCCAUUGCCAACAUUAAGAACAUCUCGAGCACCAAGGCCACUUUAAACCCUACGGAAUUGGAUAUUUCGAACUUCCAAAAUCUGCUUUUCAUAAAAUAUCUCCAGAAUGAUCUUGCGCUAUGGAAUAACGGCCGCCCGAUCAGCUUACCUGGGACUACAGGUGUGAAUGAUACGUUAAUUGAAAGCGAUGCCAAUCCCAUCAGUAUUACUCAGUACGAGCGAGACGUCAGUCAGCUUUGGAACAAACACUUUGUCGUCGCUUUCAACCACUUCUUCGACACAGCUAUUGGUCCUACGCGAGUCAAUGCGAUUCUCCAUACCGCCACAAUAAUAUACAGUGUUAUCGGUAAAUCUGCUAUUCUCGCAGAAGCCAUUCUCUUUGUGGCUUUUUUAUUGCUUGUGGUGAUGUCCGUCCUAUAUCCACUGCGACCCAACUUCCUCCAGUCGGACCCCGGCUCUAUUGCAGCGCAAUGUGCCCUCAUUACGGACAAACUUUCUUCUCUCAGCCUGCUGACUCCUUCUAAUUUGGACUACACACGGGCAACGCCUCGGCAGCUUCGUCGAUUUGCUCGCACGCUGUGGUGUAAAAGGAUCGGUGGCACUGAUGGGAAACGCAUAGAUAUAACCCCUCGCCAUGGAUAUAUCUCAAUAGCGGCGUCUGGUAUAUCUCAAGUACGGCGCAGGACACGGCCCCUUUCCCGGCCGCACUUCCUCACGCUACCAUGGUUUCUGUUGGAAUGUCUGCUGAUGGCAGGUGUCUUGGGUACAUUCGGAGUAUCAUUCCAGUUUCUUCGCGUGGACAAGUUUGAUAGCUCCGACUCAGCUGGGACGACGGUCUUGGCAUAUUUCUUAAUCUACGGCCCGACUGUCAUCGCGUCCAUGAUUAGCUCCCUCUUUGCCUCUGUACACAGACAUGUGGGUUAUAUGGAGCCCUGGGUCCAGCUGCAAAAAGGAAUGGCCCUGGCAACACAGUCUCUGACAGUCAAUUACUGUGCCUACACACCUGUAACAGUCUGGAAACAGCUCCGUGAGAACAAGCCUCCUCUUUUGGUUAUCCUCUCAUUUGUUUGUAUCCUGGAUUUUGUCUUGACGAUUGUGAGCAGUGGGAUGUUUGAGCCGUCGGUGGACUAUUGGACAGAGCAUACCGAUGCCCUUACCGCGCAGUAUAACGGCUCUCGCUUCUUCAAUCCAGAUAUUCGACCAGAGUUUACAGGCUUCAGUCUCAUAUCAGACAGUUUGGCCACUGGUCAUUCUCUGCUCUCAUGGAAUACGCCCAGCUUUUCAUUUUUUUCACUUGACAUCAAUGAUCCCGAUGCUGAGUGGACCGAUUGGACGAUGUAUACGACCCGCGCUCGGGGGAUUGGAAUUGAACUUCAGUGUGGAGAGCUUUCUCCCAGCCAGUCGCGGUACAGUAAUAUCUCGGGCUUUUCAUACUGGGACUACACUAGUGCCUCGGACACCAAAUGUACCGCCGAGCUGCUUAACUCCACUCAAAAAAGCCAGUCGAUCAACGCUGCCCUUUAUUUCACUUCAUCCAUGAACUCAAGCCUUGCUUGCCGAAAGACCUUUCUCGUGAGCCUCUCCGGGAGCUUCAACGCCACCAAUAACACACAGAAAGCUGCGGCUACAGAAACUCCGAGCGUCUUCCAUUGCAGUCCCAAUAUGAUUAUCCAAGAUUUUGAGGUUCGUGUUGAUCCCGAUGGAAUGAUCCACAGCUCCACGCCAAUACCCAACACCUCUGUUACAAGCGGGUCGAUGUUUCAAAAUGCUUCCGAUAGCCUUGUGCCAUUCAGCCAGGCCUUCAUACGACAAGACCAAGCCAACUCUUCGUGGGCGGGACUUUUAACAACUCAACUUUACAAUAACUUCAUCUCCAAUCCUACUAUGUCAUACUAUCAUUCUCAAUCACACUCUCACUCUGGAUCUCAUUUUAAAGCCCCACACGGACAUACUCCCCAAAACGAAACGCAAAGGAAAGCUCUCUGGCUCCACACCCUACAGGUCGUGUACAAAGCAACUUUCAGCACAUAUACAACCCUUCAGCGCGAUAUCUAUCUCUCUCCCCUCACCAACCCCAAAGACACUAACACAACCAUUGCUGGAACCGUUACGGCUGCAGUGUGGGAAAUCUCACCCUCAAAUACUACAAUCGUCAUCAUAAUUAUCCUUAUCUCCCUCGAUCUUUGCGUGCUAGUAGCCGUCUUCUGGCUACGCCACGAUCGGCACGCAGGCCUGCCAAUCCCUCGCUCGGUUGGCUCUCUAGUUCCCUGGAUAGCGAACAGCAGAAUGCUGAAUGAUAUCCGGGACACUGCUCAAAUGAGCCAAGGCGAGCGAAAAAUACAUCUCCAGAGGUUGGGGCAUCGAUACCGGUUUGGGAAGUGGGACGGAGCAGAUCGGCGUGUGGCGCUUGAUCACGAUGAAAAGCUUACGGCCGAAGACGAGUACGAGAUGAAUGAAUGGCGGUUGCCAACCUCUCAUCAGGUAGAGGACACCAGAUGUCAAAGGAGCUCGGCUAAUGAACCGUCGGAUCACGAAUAG
Molecule: messenger RNA, 3681 nt
Organism: Penicillium odoratum
Lineage: Eukaryota; Fungi; Ascomycota; Eurotiomycetes; Eurotiales; Aspergillaceae
Product: DUF3433 domain-containing protein
Exons: 1
Coding region: 1-3681 (1226 amino acids)
Source: RefSeq, a predicted model, not a curated record